AUGCCAAGCAUGUUCGGCAAAAACAAUUCAAAAAUCAAAAGACCCCUAGAAAACAAAAGUGCAAAAAACACUGACAAAAUGGAUCUGAUCAAAUCGAUCAACUCUUCAGAAAUCCAAAUCGGAGACGUGAUUAUUGUGGAAAGAAAUUAAAUUGCCUCCUGCGACAUUCUGGUGUUAUAUUGCAGUGAUGAAAUUUAUACUGUCUAAAACCAACUCUGUGGCUACUCAGACAAGACUAUAAGAAAGCCAUUAAUUCAGAACAAAUUUGACUCACAUAAUUUAGUUCUAUUCAAAAAGUCUUUUACUGGAACGAUACAUAUAACCGAAACCUCAAACAGUAUGCAGGGCUACUUGUAACUAAAGAAAGACCCACAAUCCUACAUAGUGCAAGACGAUAAUUUCAUAUUCGCAUAGGAGAAAUUGCUCAAUACACCAUGGGUGAUUGGAGUGGUAAUUAAGGUCGGAUUGAAGUGUCAUUGUUAUAGGCACUUUCAAAUUAAACCUCAAGUACCCAAUUACCCUUAAGAUCUGUUGCUUACUCUUGUGUUUAUUUAAAUAGCACUCCUAAUUAUAAUGUACAUCAUAAUCUCUCAGAUUGACAACGUGAAUUAUAAUCUAGAUCUAAUGCAGCUGAUUUUUGAAAGCCUCAUGCAUUUGACAUUUCUCCUGCCGAGCAGUUUUGCCUUCUAUUAUUCGAUUGCCGCUCUCUAUCAAUAAUAAAUGAUCCAGAAAAUCAGUCGCUUGGACAUCAAAUAAAUUAAGGACUUUCAUCCAGAGCAAUAUUACAAUAUAAAGAGAAUAUCCAUGAAUCUAGACAGUCUACUUGAUGGGAGUUUUGAAAUCAAAAAUAUAAUAUACAAGAACCAAAUCUGCUACUGUAAAGAGUCAGAAUUGAUGCUUCAAGCUUAGGAGGUGGCUUCAUCCCUCAAUAGUCAAAAUCUAUUUAAGACUGCCUACUCGAAGGAAGACUCUAAGCCUGAGAUCUAGCUAUCCAAAAAUAUACAAAAUAAUACUUAUAAUGCUGGAAAAUAUUAAGAAGAUGAAAUAAUCAGUGUAGGUGAAGAUGAAGAUGACAUCGGAGCAAAUAUGCCUUAAUCCAUUGAAUUUAGAUUAAUCAGCAAUUUUACUAACCUAACUCAGUAAGAUGUAAAUAUUGUGGUUUAACCACUGAACGCCUCUGAAAGAAGCGAAUUCCACCCAAAAUCAACGAAUAGAAUUCACCAAUCCAUUCAUAUCAGGAGUCUUAGGCAAAUUGCUAUGAAGGAUAGUAGAAUAGAUAGAAAGUCGAUAAAUGUAAAUGAGAUGAUAAAAUCUAUCAACACCAACAAUGAAAAUCUGUCGUUGCUCUAACUAAGUUUGAAUCAAGUCUCUUAUACCAAGUUAAUAACCACAGCAACAGGAGAGGAAAAGCUUAAGAAUACUCACGUUAAUAUUUUAGAUGAGAAGUAAAUUUAAAUUGCAAAAUCCUUUGGGGUUGAAUUAGUUUGUGUAAACAAAGUUUAAAACACCCUCACUUACAUUAUUAAAUAGAAUCUGUAGUUGUACUCUUUCAAGUUGAUUGAUAUGUAAAUGCACCGUCAUCACUAGAGAUUAUACAUGUUAUUUGAAUUGGAUCCUGAACACGAAAAACUACUAGAUGCUCCUUACAUCUUAUUCAUUAGGGAAUCUAAUAACAAAGUACCAGAAAUGAUUGAUGAGUUGAAGACUGGAUUAAGAUCCUCACUCCCUAUUAUACCAAAUCAUGAUAAUGAGUAAAUACACUAAAUCCAUUACUUUUAUUGUUUACUCAAUCAUCAAGAUGCUGAGGCAUAUGUUAGUUAAUAGGCGACGUCCCCGUAAAACACACUUGAGACAGAGGAAAUUAUUUAUAAUUCAUUAGAGUCAUUAUAACUCAAUAUCGUAUUGGGAUUCAAAUAUAAUUUAAAACCAUAAGCCUCUGACUUUAUCAAGAGUGUUGAAAAAUCUUAAUAACAAUUAUUCUUAUACACUGAAUAAUACUUUGCAUUUGCUAAUUCGAUACUUUCUUAGACUGAUAUACAACAUCAUAAUAAAUUUGUGUUUGAGUAAGACAAUGAGGAAGAUCUUAGAGCGUAUUUUAAGAAAUCUUUACAAUAAUUUUCAUAGAUCUUUUAAGAGCAGCAACCUAUGUUUGGUUCAUAGAUGCAUUCUCUCAAGCAAUUGCAAUUAACCAAUGCUAAUCCUUCAAUGCUCUCAAAUAAGAAAACCUCUGAAGAUUUUCAUAAUACUUCUUCUCUAGUUGUGAUUCUGAGCAGCUAGGCGUUUAAAAUUAUUGAAAAUAAUAGUUACAUGAUCAAUCAUCUUAAACUACUGCUUAGCUUCUCUAAAGUUACUCUUCUAUAUGAUGCUAAUCCAUCAUCAUUAGAACAUCUCUAAAAAUGCUUUGAUGGUCCCAACAUGACUCUGAAUCUGAUAUUUGAAAAUCAAAGUUUACUGAAGAGUUACUAGGGAUAUCAUCUUUAAGUUGCCUUGUUAUAAGAAUUUAGUUACUUUCAGCAAUUCAAAUACGACAACGUGAACAAGUAAACCUUCUUUAAGAAAAUGGUACAAUCAUUGAAAGUGAGACUAGUAUACGAAGGAUGUACAUAUUAUAAUAGUAACAUUUAAGGUUUAUUUAAUGAAUUAUUGAUAUUCCACAAUUCAGAUGCCAUACUGUAAGGAUUUAAUGAAUUGAAUGAAUUUCUGUUCUACUAUGUGCCCUUGUUGAAUGUGCUAUCGAAAUAUUAGAUUAGAAUUGCUUUUGAAAGAACUUUGUUCUCCUCUUGUUUUGCUGUAACAUUUUAUAUAGUGAAUGUUGUCCAAUUUAAUCCGCAAUUCAAUAUCAUUCUGGAAUUCAUAUUUUACUCCUUCUUCUACACUUUAAUCAUCUACAUUUUGGCAACAAUUGAGUUCAUUUCAAUUUACAAGAAUUACAAAACAGAUGUCCACCAAUAAAAGGUAAUAGAGAGUUACAUCAACAUGUCAAAGAAGUAGCGUUAUUACUUUUACUUCGGAAUUAAAUGUAAGUCCUUUCAUUUAUCAUUAGCCAUCCUCCAAGGACUCCUGACUUAAUUAAUAUUCUCCCAUCAAUCGAAACUCCAGACUGCUGAUGUAGUAAUAGUGUAUACAUUUCUAUCGAUUACUGUCAACGAUGCAAUAAAUACGAUUGUCAACAUGGGACUAAUUGUGAUGUCGAGUAUCGCAUAUGUAAUAUGCUUUUCCUUUUACAUUUUGAUUCACUUUACAAUUAUGGCUCCCAACUCCUAAUUCACCUUUGAGAUAUCAAAUCUCUUCGAAAUCCUAUUAACCAUAUUCGUGUUGCAAAUCUCUGAGUCAUGGUUGUAGUACUUCGCUAUGUUAUAGGUGCCUGACAUGGACGGAAGGUUUUAGAGAAUCUAUAACUAGUUCAAUCUCUACAAAAGCGAAAGCUAUUACAGACAUCACUUCCUUCUAUUAUUACAAAGAGAAAUCAAUAGGGUGUUUGAGAAUUUCGAACAAGUCGAUCUGAACCUCCAAAAAUUAUUACUAAAUAGGAAGACGUUGCCUUAGUCGUUGGGAACAUGGCAAUCUCAAGUGUUCCAGAAGGCCUAAUCGAUUAUGAAAUGGAGAAAGAAGUCAACGAUUUAAGGAUUACAAUUAAUUUGUUUUCACUGUUAGAUGCUAAUAAUAAUUUACUCUCAAUCAGGUGACACCUAUUAUUUCCUCAUAAUCUACAUCGUUUACCUCAUAAUUUAAGUUUUGUUGUUUUGGUUCUAAUUAAUAUAUAAAUUAAACUCUAGACAAUUGCAAUAUUUAGAAGUCGUUAAGUUUAUGAUUUGCGGAGCUGCUACUCUGAUAACAAUAAUGGGCUUAUCGAUCACCAAUAUGAAUUCCAUAUAUCAUCCUUUUACUGAGUUGCUGGUGACCUUUUAAUUAUCAAGCAAAUUGCACCCCAUAUAUGACCAUAGAUUAUACUUGAUUCCCACUGUGGUUGUAUUGAUUGCCUACUUCAUUAUAUUAAUCGUGAAAAUAGAGAUAGCUCCCUACUUCAUAAUCAUCAAGAUUGUCCUGAUCUUGUUGUUCUCUGUCUAGCAGUACGUCAUUAAGAGUUACGUAAGAAGUGUUUCAGUAUUUUAGUUUAUUUUGUUGGAGGAAGAUCAAGCCACCAAUUAGAUCAACUUUAUUGAGGAGAACAACAAAAUCCACGAUAUCCUGGGCAUACUCCUACCCAAGUUUAUUAGACAUCGCUUAAAUGAGACUGAUGAGUACAAUAUCCAUUAGAAUCAAGGGGAAGUGGCCAUUGUUUUUUGUGACAUAUGCAAUUUUGAUCAAGUAAUAAUGGAAGAACAGGAGAACAUCGUACAAUUCUUAGAUGAUUUAUUCAGAACCUUUGACAAAUAUUGCGAAUUUUGUGGAGUUUAGAAAAUAGAAACUGUGGGUAAGACUUACAUGGCUUCAGCUGGUCUCAAGGCAUGCGAACAAGAGUUGGUCUACUUGUCUGAAAUUUAACCAGUUUAAAGAGCCUUGAAUCUGGCUGAAAUGAUGAUGAUUUAUAUCAGAUCCAAACUAUGGGGUAUUAAUAGUUAGCCAUUGGUGGGUAAAAUCGGGAUACAUUAUGGAAGAGCAAUAUCCGGAGUAAUUGGAUUUCAUAAGCCUCAAUUUUCAUUGAUUGGAGACACUAUCAAUACCACGAGUAGAGUGUGUUCAACUGGAUAAGAAGAUAAAAUUACCUUAUCGGAGAAGGCCUUUGAAUAGCUGAAUAAUGAUAAAAUAGAGUUUGAGGUCAGGUAUGUCGAGAUGAAGGGUUUAGGUUUGAGGCCUACAUAUGUGUACCUUCAAAAACUAAAUCUCAAGAAUAGUAUUUCAAAAGCUGAUAUCAGUAAUAAUUCGAGCAAAUAAAAUACAAUUAAUAUCACAAACAGAGUGAAAAGUUAAUCCUUUUAAAGAAAUGGUCUGAAGAAAAGAACAGUUGCUCUAUAGGAUCACUUAGCGUAACGUUCAAGACCUAUUUUGUAAUUUUAAUUAUCUUGGAAUUUCUAAUAACAAUAACAAUAAUAAUCACAAUUAUGGCAGAAUUCACAAUCUUUAACAGAUGAUCAAAAUGUUAAAGGAUUAUAAAAGUAGCUCUCAAAUUGUAAUUUAAAUCAAGUCAACAAUUUAAACAUUGGGGAAACUGAAAAUGAUGAAAAAAUUAGUUUGAUUCCAAAUGCUUCUAAAACUGGCCAAUUGCAAAACUUAGAGAGUAUGAUGCAACGUAAACUUCAUUUUGAAAAGUAUCAACCAGAGGUAGAUCAUUAUAUUGAUUACGAUUAACUGCUUAAUGUAAUUUUAUUGAAAAAUGAAACUGGAGUUGAAGAAACCACUAUUUUGGAGAGUUCCUUUACGGAAUUACUUCAAAAAUCCUACUAUUAAAAUUAGAAUAAUUAUUUAGAGUAUCAUGAUUAUAUAUAUCAGCAAUCGUAGACUCUUACUAAUAAAAUAAUACAAAUAUAUUCCUUGUAUUAUUUGAUCAAAUAGUUUUGUUUGAUUGGUGACUAUCAUGUGAUAUCAGUCCCAUUGAUUAUACUGUAGUGGAUAGGGUGUGCCCUAAAUUUGAUAUCUCUGAUGAUAUAUAGGAAGAAGAUUAUAUCUUAUUGGAUAAUGCUGAUCUAUUUGGAAUUGAGUUUUUAAUUGAUUAUUGGAGGACUCUUUAUUAUUUUUGAUGUGAAUAGCUUCUUAAGUUACUUACACAUUGUUGAGAUGAUUUUUAUACAAUCUUUCUUUAGUAAUAUUCAAUUACUUCACUUUUGGAUUAAAAUAUUAUUUUGCAUACUUAGUUUCCUAUUUGAGGCACUCAUUUUAAUAUUUAUUGAUGAAUACAGGAUUUCUCUAUUUUUCGUCUUUGCUGCAGUAAUCUACAAUAUCAAUUACUCGUACUUUUUGGAGGAACAACAAGUGGCUUGUUUUAAUUAAAAAAAUAUAUUCUAGAGUCAGCAAGCCAAAGAAUCCCAACUGUUACAAUAUUUGCUUCCGAGACAUAUUUUAUAAACAUUUUUUGAUGAUAAUACCAGAGCAAGAUGUUUGAGUGAUAAAAUCGAAGAUGUCACCAUUUUAUUUGCUGACAUCGCUGGAUUCACUGAGUAUUCAAGUAAAGUGACUGCUGAGUAGGUGUUAUUGAUGCUGAAAAAUCUAUUUGUUGAAUUCGAUAGGAAGUGUUAUGAAUUAAAUGUUUACAAACUGUAUACUAUAGGGGAUUGCUAUGUUGCGAUUGGAAUGAUAGACUUCAAUGAUAGGAAUCCUACUGAAGAAGCCAAGAACAUUGUGGAUUUGGCAUUUGAAAUGAUUAGAAUAAUUGAAAUAGUUAGGAAAUAAAUUGAUUUUGAUGGGUUGGAUAUGAGGAUAGGCAUUCACACAGGCUGUGUUUUUGGAGGAGUGAUGGGGACUGACAUUGUGAGAUAUGAUAUUUAUGGUCCAGAUGUUCUCAUAGCCAACAAAAUGGAAUCGAAUGGGAAAAAAGGGCAAGUGCAUGUGAGUGCAGCAACUAAACAAUUGCUAUAGCAGGAUUAUGAAGACAAGUACUCUUUUACUUUCCACACAAAAGUCACCUUGUCUUCAAUUAACAGAAGUAUUGAAGGCUUCAUCAUAGAAAGUUUGAUUGAAGAUCAAUACCCCUCGGAUUAGAUCAUUGAUCAUUAGAUCGAACCUUUGCAUUCAGAACAUUGA
This is a messenger RNA of Paramecium tetraurelia, 6678 nucleotides long. RefSeq lists its product as uncharacterized. Gene Ontology annotation, biological process: intracellular signal transduction; cyclic nucleotide biosynthetic process; adenylate cyclase-activating G protein-coupled receptor signaling pathway. The record is from RefSeq and is a predicted model, not a curated record. The transcript has 10 exons. NCBI's taxonomy places the organism in Eukaryota, Ciliophora, Oligohymenophorea, Peniculida, Parameciidae. Gene Ontology annotation, molecular function: adenylate cyclase activity.